This is a messenger RNA of Dothidotthia symphoricarpi CBS 119687, 1709 nucleotides long. RefSeq names its product cytochrome P450. Lineage: Eukaryota; Fungi; Ascomycota; Dothideomycetes; Pleosporales; Dothidotthiaceae. Gene Ontology annotation, molecular function: iron ion binding; oxidoreductase activity, acting on paired donors, with incorporation or reduction of molecular oxygen; heme binding. The transcript has a single exon. Bases 1 to 1587 code for a protein of 528 amino acids. The record is from RefSeq and is a predicted model, not a curated record.
AUGAGUCUACAUAUCGCCUCGAUUUGGCUAGGCCUCACAAUCCUAUAUGGCAUUUAUCGUUUUUACCUUUACCCUUCUCUGUUUUCACCGUUGCGCCACAUUCCUAAAGCACAAGCAGACUGGCGCUUUCGGUUGUAUCAAUGGGUAUACACCGAACCCAGCCCCAUCAGGCUAAGCCAAUGGGUGAAAGACACACAAUACGAGGGCCUCGUGCGGUACUCAGGCCUUGGAGGCACAGAACGUGUCCUUCCACUCAGCUCUGAUGCAGUCAAGGAGGUCCUUGUUACGAAAGCAUACUCCUGCUUUGAAAGACCACGCCUUUCACGAGAGCGGCUAGGAGCCCUCCUUGGCAAUGGCUUACUUGCCAUUGAUGAUAAUCAGCACCGGGCACACAAACGCAAAUUGCUCCCAGCGUUUGCAUUCCGUCAUAUCCGACACUUGUAUCCGGUCUUCUGGACAAAAGCUUGCGAGCUGGUCAAUGGCCUCGAGAUGGCGGUUACUUCUUCCACAGACAUCGAACUUCGUCCAUGGACGUCCCGCGCUGCUCUCGAUGUCAUAGGUGUAGCUGCAUGGGGAAAAGACUUUGGCGCUCUGGCAAACCCCAACUCAGAGGUGGUGAGCAAAUAUCGAUCCAUACAGCAAGGUUCCCCGCGUGCGAACAGACAAGGAUACCUUAUACAUGCUGCAGCUUUGGUCAUACCUAUGAAGAUGCUCACACGUCUGUUCCCUUGCGAGUUUUUCAAUAACGUUGCAGAGGGUAAGAAGGCCAUUCGUGGAGCAUGUGCGCAAGCCAUAGAUUUGAAACGCAACACAGAGAAAUCGGAGAAGGCAGAGGAGGCAGGGAAAAAACGGAAUGCAAAUAUAUCAUCAAGGAGCGACAUCCUCGGCCUAGCAUUAUCAAUUGAAGAGUUCGACGAUGAGGUUCUCACUGGACACAUGCUGAACAUCCUCGCUGCCGGCCACGAGACGUCCAGCCUGGCAGCAACAUGGGCGUGUUACUUGCUCUGCAAACAUCCCGAAAUUCAAACUCGCUUGCGCGCCGAGAUCCGCUCCACGUUGCCAUCACCUUCAGCUACGAUAAGCGAAACGGGAACCGAGGUCUCUGCCGAUAUUCUCGAAAACAUGCCUUUUCUUCGAGCUGUAUCCCGCGAGUCUCUACGCAUCAUUCCUUCUGUGCCUCUUGUGCGUCGGGAAGCUUCAAAGGACACGACCAUACUUGACUAUGUUAUACCUGCCGGAACUAGCGUUAUUCCUAUGGCAUGGGUGCUACACAGGUCAACGAGCGAAUGGGGACCUGACGCGGCGGAGUUCAACCCUGAACGAUGGCUCCAACCUGGGCAAGAAGCGACUGGUGGCGCCAAAAGUACGUUCUCAGACUUGAGCUUCUCAACAGGGCCUCGUAGUUGCAUUGGGGAAGGAUUUGCGAAAGGUGAGGCUUUGGCGUUGCUUGCCGCCAUUGUGGGCAAAUUUGAACUAGAAUUAGCGCCCGAGUCAGACAUUGAGUUAGAGAGGAUGAACCUGUUCUGGGGUAUAGCAGUAAAGCCCAUUUCACUGAAGUUUCGAAUGAGAACAUUAAAUGGAUGGUAAAGCGUAUGUGGGACUAGCUAGGACCGAGUUAAAAGCAAUGAUUGGAGUUGAAUUUCGCUGCUAGUACUAUGUGUAACAAAACGGAUGUGACGAAGGGGUCCUAGAGACAAUGGAUUAUGUGA